AUGAACGUCUUCUACGAACUUGGUGACGACCUGUUGACGAAUGAUCGAGAGCGUACGUUUGCUGACCUUCACUUCUUUAGGGUAGGGUGAUACCAUAUUAACAACACAAGUACUAGCCAAAAGCUCAUACACGCGUGUUUCGCCGAUGUUUUGCCGCUGCCUGGAGCAGCUGCGAGGGGUUUGGCUCGUCAGUGGGUCCCCCAGCAUUCCACUUUAGAAAUUGACACAAGCGCUCUCCCUGCCGUGGACAACGCCAACCCCAAGUGAUGACGAAGAUACUAACGACGGCCGAGGCAAUGGCAUUACGGCUAGCGAAUCCGGUGUUAUGCUGUCAGAAAACCCUGGCACAAGCGCUCUCUCUGUCGUGGCCAACGCCAACCUCUCGUGAUGACCACAUGCCGCCUCAAAUCCCUGAUUACAGUGGUGGGUACUCCGUGUACUCAAUCCAAGAACAUCACUCAAAGACUCGCUUACCCCGCUCCCCCAGCACUAAGGACCAACUACCGCCGACCUUGUCAUGCGGGCGGCGUUGGGAUGAUGAGUGUUAAUGACUUAAUAGCCCUUGACACACCUAUAAACACUGUUAAUUUAGAAAUUCUCAGUCUGUGCCUAUAGACCUUGAAUAAACUGACCUACUCCAACUUCGUAGAUAAUUUCUGAGGAAAUUAAAAAGCAACAAUUUGUAAAUUGGAGCGUCUACGAGAAAACACACGGGGAAUACUGGGGGACCCACUGACGAGCCAAACCGCUUGCAGCUGUGCCAUGCAGCGGCAGAAUAACGACAAAACACGCGUGUAUGGGCUUUUGGCUAGUACCUAUGCCGUUAGUAUGGUAUCCCCUUACCCUAAGGUAUACUACUAGCUGCCCGUCGGCAGUUAAUGAAUAUCACGCGGUUACCCGCUGUGGCUGAUGGACUUUGACCCAAAUAUUCAUGUAUAAAGUUCUCGGUUUGUGUCUAUAGACCUUGAGUAAACUGAUCCACUCCAACUUCGUAGAUAAUUUCUGAAGAAAUUAAAAAGCGACAAUUUGACUUCCUUAUUUUUAAACAUAGUGUUUGCGUUGUUUUUUUUUAGUUAGAUGCUUAUUUGAGGUUUUUACAUCAGAAUGUGAUGAUGCCACACGGCAUCUUGUUUUGUCAGAUCGGACCGUUGGAGCACUAUGAUGCUUCGCUAAACACCAGUAAGUAAGGAUGAGAGAGUAAGCAGAUGGAUCCCAAAACCUAUAACUUAGUCGGUAAACUGCCAAUUCAAUUUCUUCAUUGCCCUACACCACUGGCUGAAUGCAUACAAACAGAAGUCUAAUCGACUCACUGGACUUGGGACAAAUGUGCACAGCAAAACAUUUCACAUACAUGUCUCUACAACGAAUGUCAUUGUGCUUAAGUUUUCGCUUAUUACCACCUCCCCGCCAUUGUUCAUCUCUGAAAAAGGAUUGACUUUGAAGGGGAGGAGAGGGGUUCCAUUACCUGAUUCAAUUCAAUAAAUAUGCCUAAAUUAAAGAAAAAUUGCUAGUUACCCGAAAACCAGUCCAAAAGCAUUAACCGGAAUAGCAAACCAAAAACGAACAAGCUCCAGUUCAAAGAAAAGGCAAGAAAAAAUUUUAAAACACAUAACGGAACGAGUGAGUUCCGUGAGAAAGAUCGGUGGGCGCCCCCUAACAUUGUAUAUUCCCGAUUAAAAACUGACAGGGCGACGGGUUCGGGCCCAGUGGUUAGAGGCGCGGACUUCUAACUAACAGGUCGCGAGUUCGAGCCUCGGGUGUUCCACACUUUGGGGUUGGGUAUGACUGGCUGACGACGGCUAAUAAGCCAGUCUCCCUUGCCUUUGUCGGUAAUCCCAUACUGCCUAUAUCAUGCGCCGAUGUGCGGCUGCUGGUUGGGCUCGAGAGAGAGAGAGCCCGUAAGGCACAACGGAACGAGUGAGUUCCGUAAAAAAAGAUCGGUGAGCACCUCCUACCACUGUCUAUUUGGGCGGGAAUAACAAUUUUUCUAAAGAAAUGCUGAAAUUCCACGAUUAACGCCUGCUCGUGGAAAUAAAUAAGAAUACGAGACGGGGCCAGCAGAGUAAUGUUUAAAAAUGUCAUUUGCAUAUUUUUGCUGCAAAGGUCCUCUGAUAAUUGGUGUUGUGUGAAGUUUGUCUCAAAGUAAAGUGCGUAGGCCUUAAUCUCACGUGUUGCAAAGCUUCUUGCGAUAAUUCGAUGUAUUUUUGCCACUGUCCUUGGUGAGAUGUGGCGCAAUAGGACAAGGAGGGUUUUGCUUGGUUUUGCUGAUACGAAUGUCACAGAAAUGAAAGUUUCCAUUAAGUCACGUGUUGGAAGGCCAGUUAGCAACGGAUAAAGUUAAAUAGAAUUAGCAGAUCCAAUCGCAAGCGUGCUAUUCUCUGUGCCAAAAGAACUUUUUUUCAAUAAAAUUACUGCGCAGUUUUUGGUGACGGCAGAUCCAAUUUUGAGUUAUUGCUUUGCAGUCCGCAGUGUUUUUCAUCGAUCGUCCAAAAAGUAGAUUCUGUAGUUUGUCUAUCGAAACCUUCCAAAUAAAACAUUAAUUGAAUAAAAGGUCAAUUUGGCAAGCAUGCGUUUUCGGUAGCUCGUCACCAGGCCAAAUAGAAGUUGAAAGUAUGCGAAUUUACAGGGUUUAUAAGUGAUUCAGGGGCUAUUAACACUCAUCGUUCCCAUGCCACCCGCAUGGCGAGGCGUGUUAUGGCGUGGUCGGCGUGUUAUUGAAUGCGUUUACCGGAGUAGGGCCUUCUUGGGCGUUCUCCUUCAUACAAAUAUCCGCCUGGGUUUCACGAAACCUGAAACCCCAUUUUAGACGUAAAGGGAACGUCUGCCACGGAAGUAUGACUUACAUAUACUCCUGAUCAAUGGAAACCCUCAUAAGUUACCUCUUUGAAAGCGUUUUUAUAGGAUAUUUUGCUGAUGAAAGCGUACAUAACAUGACUUUUUCAAGACAUAGUUAUGGAUAAGAUUAAUUCAGGUGUAGUCAUGCAGCCCCACCCGAAGUAAACAAUCCCCAGCCACCAGUAAUACGGGAUCGGUGGUAAAAAGGCUUUUACAGGUGGGGCUGAGGAAAGCACAGACGACGAGGUCAAAUAGUUGUAUUCAAAAGAAAGGCUAUUGGGAAUGCGCGGUUGAACUUUGAGUGGUUGAGAACUAGUUGCCCUAACCCCAUCCCCAGCAGUAUUGUGUCCAUCAGGUGGUGCUUCAUAACCACAUCUUACCUAAAAUUAGACCAUUUGGUGCCCUUUUCCAUCUUCUUAGAAAUCGCCAGUAAUCUUUUGCCUUAGACGAAAUGACUCUUAUUUACCUUCAAACCGUGGCUAUUAGCAUAAUAUUUGCUUACCUCUAGACGUCUUUCCCGACUAUAACUGUCCUAAUGACUGGCCAUGUAAGUUUUAUAAAUAUCACUGAAAUCGCUAAUGCUCUGUUAGUUUUCUUUCUAAGGUAUGAAUCAGUAGACAGCAGAGGGCUCAAGCAGUACCUCAUCACAUGUUCAAAAAUAAGAUGUCUGCUUGAUAAUGGUAUCUGUACGAUUUCAUGCUGAAUCUUCGUGAAUUUCGGGAAAAUAUGGGAGCGUUAGAACAAGGGAUUGUCUGUAGGCGUUAGUACCGCUUUUGCGGCAUGAAAUCGCGCAGAUUAUUCAGUUUUAAAAUCGAAAAAGCGUCAAUUUUUCUAAAAAUAAUAGGCUUGUUUACAUCCUUCUCCAUCUGAUUCCUACGCAACAAAGACUCGAUUUCCAUGUGGGCGGCAUUUGUCUUGGUAAAAGUUUAAAAUUUAGUUUGAUACUCUGAAGCAGGUUGACUCUUUUUGAUACAAAAACUUGGUCUAAGACAGAUGUCUUCAGUUACGGGAAACAUCGAUAUGAGCUCUAACAUGCAAGUAUUUUGCCUGACAAAAUAUGGUCCGGAACGGACUGGACCAACAGAUACAAUGCACAAGGUUUAGGUGGCCCAAAAUGACCGACUCAAUUUCCUUCAUUACGUUCCGUGAGUUAGUUCACACAAUGCAUGCUUCAUUAUAAUUCUGAUAAGUACCAUUUCCUCCCCAAGACGUCUGGACCAGUGUUCGAGUCUCCCAAAAGAGUAUAUGGCGUUGAGCUUUUUAAUUACCUUAGAAACUACUGCGCUAACUUGGAGGAUCCUGUCCAAGCUUGAUCCGAACGUCGGUGUGGUGGCUAUCGGGUAUACAGCCUCGCCUAGUCUUUUCUUCUGUGAAAUGCCUAUUUCUUCAUGUGGGUAGACUUAAUUUACUCCCAUUCCUUUCGCUCGUUUCCCAUCACGUCUGCCUUGUGUUGCUAUUAGGGUUGGCGUUUGGCUUAGAUUUUAUGAGUUAGGGGUUAGGCUAUCAAGAUUGUCAGAUUCAAUUAGGUCAUCAUUCGCAGCCAUCACGAGAGUCAGGUUUGACGAUGAAUUCUUCGCACCUUCUCCUUCACUGUAAUUGAUCACCACGGGCUGCGAUCAAUUAACCAGGGAUAUCUAACUAACUAACUAGUGCUACAAACGAUUUGGCAGCCCCUACUGUACAUAAAAAAUGUGUCCGAGGCCACAGAACACAUUUCGACAGAGUUAGGCGUGGGCAUCACCCAUCAUCCGGCGGUCACCAUGUGUAGCAGAAUCAUGAAGAUGAAGGAUCGACCGGAAGCAGAUGAGCAAUAAAGGCGUAGUUUAUCAAAUCCCGUGCCAUAACUGUCCAUGUCAUUAUACAGGUCAAACAGGUCGGUGGCUCAGCUCACGAAUACUCAAGUACAAACGGGCCGUUCGGAGAGGCGACCCACUACCUCAAGUAGCCACGUACAGGCUGGAGGAGGGCCAUGAUUUCGACUCCGCCAACCCGCUAACGGUACCGUAAACCCUCUUAAUCCCAACCCUCUUAACCCCCAACUGUCGAGGUUUGAUUCUGCAGUCCCACCUGAGUAAUACCAUAUGGUUAGCUAUCUAAAAACAUUUUGGUAGAUAUGAAUAAGCUGACUUUACAAACAUCAUGUAUUUGAUUCUUCCUUACUAUUUUAGUCAAGCGAGUGACCGUGCCACGGGGGAGGAGUGCUUCUACACCAGCCUCGGUUACUUCAGAUGUCACUUCAGGCUCGCUUCCCUGUGCGUGUUUCGAGCUCUGCUUACGCCCUCUCUAUUAUCCUAAUCCAGCGAGUGGCAAAGUAGACUUGCUAAUGAAAUGGUUCUGACGAUGUGGAAAUCCGUCAGUUCCACUACCGUGGCCAUGCACUCCGAAUUACCACGCGGUACCCUCAGAGGCCUUCCAGUUGUGAUUACACCGUCUCCAUCCUCUACGUCCUGCGAGUGGCUGUCGGAGGGGGGGAGGGAGGAGUGUGUACACGUCAACUUCACUCGCUUUCCUGCGCAUGCUUCAAGAUCUGCUUGCACUCCCUUUCCCUUCCUAGUCUAGCGAGUGGGUAAGUUAGGUAUGUCAACAAAAAUUGUUUUAGUAGGCUAACCAUAUUGUAUCAGGCAAGUGGGCCUGCAGAACCAAACCUCGCCAAAAUUUCCUACGGGGGGAGAGGGGGGCAAGAUUCCCCUCUCCCCCCAGGAUUACUUGACCCUCUAAUGGGAGAAGUGACGAAUGCCCACGGACUACUCGUUCCUUAGAAUGGCAUUACUGACAAAGACAAGGGAGACUGGAAUGGCCAUGUCUGGAUUAUUAGCCGUCGUCAGCCAGUCAUACCCAACCCCGAAGUGUGGAACACCCGAGGCUCGAACUCGCGACCUGUUAGCUAGAAGUCUACGCCUCCAACCACUGGGUCACGAGCUUGUUGCCCUGUCGGUUUUCGAUCGGAAAUAUACAAUGGUAGGGGCGCUCACCGGUCGUCCUUACGGAGCUCAUUCUUUCCGUUGUGCCUUACGGGCUCUCUCUCUCGAGCCCAACCAGAAGCCGCACAGCGGCGCAUGAUAUAGGCAGAAUGUCUUUGUCGGUAAUGCCAUUCUGCCUAUAUCAUGUGCCGCUGGGCGGCUGCUGGGUGGGCUCGAGAGAGAGAGAGCCCGUAAGGCACAACAGAACGAGUGAGUUUCGUAAGGACGAUCGGUAAGCGCCCCCUACCAUUACUCGUUUCUUAUUGGAAGGACGUAGUGAUGUCUCAGUAUUCGAUUGCGAAGCUGCUGCGUUUUUGAGCUGCACAGCUGACCUGGAGAAGGCGCACCUCGGGGUUAAUGACUGUCAACUUCACGAAGUGAUCUGUCCUAAGUAGCUCGCGCAAGGCUGGUGUCGAAUAGAGUAAAGACGACAUCGUCUACCCAAUCGAUGCUGCCCACUGGUUUUAAUAACCCCUUAAAUACUGCCUGGCGACUCGACGUGGCUCCCUCAGCACCACGAAGAUCCGCACCUACGUCCAGUCAGUCCUCCGCUACGGUCGUGAAUUUUGGACUUUGGGCAUGGGAGAGGAGCUGCUGCCAGAGCAUCAUUCUUCAAAUGAAGUGUACCUUCUUCGUCUCAAAUAAGCACAAGGUCGCUGAAAACAUAGACCAUGUGAUAGUUAUAGAGUUUCACACCACGUCUGACCUACAGGGCACUGGGAUAUGGACUCAGAGGGUUACAGCUGGCCUUGCGAUAAAUUCCGGGGUGGGGGGGAGGUUAGGGUAUGUGUUAGAGUUAAUGUUAAAGUUAAAACCCUCUUUAUUUGGCGCCAAUACACCUGUAGCAUGGGACUCCUUAUCCCUGAGUCAAGCUCAUUGGAAUACUGGAGAGCAAAUUCGAUGCCUCAAUUGAACAAAUUUAGUCGAACUUUGGUCCUGCAGCGUCACUUGGGCGAUAUCAUACCGGUAGUUUUCUAAAAACAUUUUCGCAGACGCAAAUAUAGUAACUUUACAAAAUAUCACGUAUUCGCAUCUUUCUCACCAUUUUACUCCAGCGAGUGACUGUGCCACGGGGGGAGGAGUGCUUUAACGCCAGCCUCGGUUACUUCAAUUAUCAGUUCACAUGCCCUUCUCUCCGCAUGGUUCGAGCCCUGCUUGCACUCUCUUCAUUAUCCUAAUCCAGCCAGUUGCCAUGUAGCUUGCUAAUGGAAUUGUUCCGACGGUGUGGAACUCCGUCGGUUCCACCGCAGUGGCCAUGCACUGCGAAUUACCACGUUGUUCCCUCCGUGGCCUUCUUGUUGUGAUUGCAUCCUCUUUAUUCUCUACAUCCAGCGAGUGACUGUGUCUGAGGGGAAGGGGGAGGAGUGUGUGUACAAGCCACCUUUACUUCGAGCUCUACUUGGGCUCUCUUUUCCCUUCAAAUCUAGCAAGUGAUUAAGUUAGGUAUGUUAACCAAAACUGUUCUAGAAAGCUAACCAUAUAAUAUCAAUCAAGUGGGUCUGCAGAGCCAAACCUCGCUCCCUAACUUGACAUUAAUCUCAACCCUAACCGUCCUACAAUUGAGUGCAAGGCCAUCUGUAAUACGGUGUGAAUACUCACAGUCGUACUCCACCUGACUUUGUUUAAACAGUAUAGAGGCUUCACGUGCGACCUCUGCGGCUUCGACACUAUGCAGUGCAGGCGUCCACAUUUUUCAUUAAGUACAUCUACUUUAGAAUCCGCGGGCCAUUAAAAAGCGGAUGAAAACAUAUUCUGACGAGGGCGCUCGUACAGGACAAAUCAGACUUGGCAUUAACUAAAAUUAGCAGCCGGACACAUGUCCACGAGCUCUUGACCACUGGCCAGUACAUCGGACAGGUGCGCAAUGCGGAUAGUUUUUUCUGGGUGAACUACCCAUGCUAGUGCUUUUCAACAAACCUGGCUUUUUGACGACCUCCCAAUAGGAGACUUACCAAAACAAAGUUGGCGACGGCUUAUCGACCGCCAUCUAUUUCUGCAGUGUGCAGAUAACGACUAAGGAACGCGUAUUAAAAACAAGAGGAAAACAAGUCAAAACACACGACUUGCUAAUAGAUAAUGCAGAAAAAAACAUAUUAGAAGCGGGAGAUGGGUACGAUAUCGCGCUAAAAUAUACGUAAAUCAAAGAGCUGAGUAUUCGCUGGGCAAGCUCUGAUUAAACUCAUGGCCUAGUUGCUUGCAAAAGUCUGGCUUCCUCCGUCGUAUGAUAAGUCGUCACGAAAUGUUUGCUACUAUUAAAUCCUGCUGGUAAUGCCUGUUUUAAAUUCGCAUUGGGAACAAAAUGCUUCCAAGAUACCCUCAGCUACUACUCUACAAGACUGCCUAUGGGGGAAUGAAAAUGUUCUCAGCCUACUGUUGACGCACCUGCCUUGUAAUUUUUGUACGAACCGCCUCAUCGUCCCGAAACUGAUCCAGCCGACUAGCCGGGCUAGAAAUGACUAUCGUUCACCUGUCUGUAAUUUGCAGUGAGUCACAGAGACCUGAGCAGUUGACUGCGAGGGAUGUACUGCGCAGAGGAGAGAACGGCGCGCCAUCUCUGUCGGGAGAUGUACCGACAAGAACUUUCCAUGCCACUCCCCACGUUGCAGCAUGAAUCUCGCUCGGCGCUGCUGCUGGCGUUUCUUCGGCUGUGCCAUGCCACGUGACACAGAAGCGUGGCUAGACCAGCUACGCAUUAUAGAUGACAGAAAUGUUUCCCCUCUGUCUGCAAAUGACGACAGGAGCGGGUCAUCUCAACCCUUCACUCACCUGAAUUGCCGCGAGAUUUCGUCAGAAUACGGCGCGGACUCUAAGAGACAGAGGCCUCAGUAAGUGGGCAUAGAGGCGCUCUCGGAGUCUGAGCUAUUGCACUUCAGGGGAGACUGACAUUUGGUGGAGUGUGGUGAGAAUCAGACAUUACCUGCACAAGAACAACUGAAUGAAAGCGGCCAGGAUACUAGUCGUCUGAAAGAUGAAAAAUCGCUGAAUUUGCAAAGCCACCAACUGUUUCUCCCGUUUUUCCAAGCUAAGUUAGAUGAUGAGAAAUCAAACGAACGAACUGAUGGCUCCGGCAUCCUCCCAACCUCCUUCUGUCCCUUUCAAAUGUUAAUUCGAACCUAAUUCUUGAGGCCUUCGUUGUUACAAGCGACAAAACAGACAUAGUGUCGUUAAAAGAAUUGGGCUCACAGCCGAUGAGUAAUAAUCAAAGAACAACUGUCUAAACCUUCUUCACCCAUUGGAGGUUCAAGAACUCCUUACACACUUGCGAUCGGGUUACCAGCCAAGCUUAGGCAUUUCCAGGAGGAAAUAAGCAGACUGUUAAGUAAAGUAUUUGCAACUUAACUUCGAAAAAGAUCUUGAAAAGGUGAUGCAUGAAACAAGAGCCUUCUAUGCUGUACUAUCUGAAUUUCUAGCUGCCCACGCUUAUCUUCAAUUCGCAACACUGAAACAACUUAACUGUUGUAGAACAUUGAUAAAGGGAGAGGCAUGGCCAGGUCAGCUUCGAAUGCUUGCCUGAACUUGCUCAUUAUGAAGUCAGACUUGCCUGAAAUUCAGAGCAGUGAAAAGGCUGCCAGACAGGGGAAUAGUCACCCCCUCCCUUAGUACAACGGGUGACCUCACUCAAAAUUUCAGAGGGGUUCCUUUUCGUUGUCCUAAUUUUUACGCAAAUCCAGUGUUACGGAGAGCGGAAAAUAAGCAUGCGCUAUAGUAUCGAGCACGUGUGAUGCUUUUGCUCACGCGUGUGGCGGAUCGAAUAUUCGAUAUUUUCCCGCAAGGUGUUCUCGCGCAUGAACCGGCCAAUCAACGAUCGCCACGCGAUAGGUCCGAAAUGUCUGUAGCGCUCGUCGCGAUUUGGCACACAAUAGGUCGGAAUAUUCCAGAACUCCUAGAGGACCAAACAGAUGGGGCAAAUUUGAAUAAGAGAAGGAUCCCGUGUUAGCAGGCUUGUUUUCCUCCCUCAAGCGACAUUUCGAUUUCGUCCUAUGUCUUCUGUCCUGCGUCUUUGGGUAAUUUGGAAGAAAAGCUUAAAAGUUCCGUGGAUCAAAAGCCGUCGGACCGGAUGGUGUCUGGCCAUUUCUCCUUAGGUCCUGUCCUUCCCAGGUGCAAGAAUCAGCCUCCUUCCCUAAUAAGUCCACUAAUUUUGAUCCUACAGCCUUCCGUCUAAUUGCCUACCCCUACUCACUUCUGAAGCUGGCUGAACGAGUUACCUUAUAUGUCUCUAUGUCAGUCUUCUGUAGGUUCUCUGGGCCUUCGCAAAUAGCAUAUAAAGCCAGGCGUAGUACCUAGGACGCUGUUAUUCCCGUAGUUCACUCUGCUCUAGGGAUUGCCGUGCGUACGCAUGUGCAUUCAUUGGCCACUUCUCUGUCUUCAAUGCUGUUCCGUGUCGGCUCCCUCUUAGCAAAGCAUCUGGAUGCGGCUCUCCUGAGUGGAUUAUUUCUCGGCUAAGAGAUCAUUUUGUCCUUCGUGCUCAGCUUGUGUAGCCUAGCAGUUGGAAAUCUAUUGUUCUUCUCACUACAGUGAAUGACCGAUCUCAUGAAAUGUUGGCUGAAAUUCUGAAAUGCGUUUUCGACUAAGAAGGGUUGCUUAGGCACGGUCGUAAUACUGAUUAUCUUGCGGCAUAAUCCUAUAAUAUUUUGGACUUGGCAGGAUGUCAGCUUUUCAAUACGCUGCUUUUCAAUCUUCUGUGAAAACCGUACUUGGUAAAAAAAUGACAACUUAAGAAGCAUGCAUUUGUCCCUUUGAUUUUCCAUGUUCUUGCAAAUUCAAAUAUAUUUUAUAGAAACCCUGAACAAAAUAUGCUUUCUUUCUGUCGAUUGAUAGAGAAUCACGUCACCUUUGUAUUUCGAAACCACGCAGAUGGCCUUCCUACGGGAUCACAUAUAUGUUUUACAAACUGACAAGUAGAGCCAGCCAGUUUUGUUGGGCUUUACCUCGCAAAAACUGGGAGGUCUGAGCAGUCCCAUAAUUUCUCUGCCUUCAUUUCGUCACGCAACCUCACCCGUUUGGAGCAGUUGUUUCGUCGACGCCCCGUACUCCUUUGAGGCUAGCUUCGUCACCCUCGUUUCAGAAAUAGCGACAGUUGCUAUCGCCAUCAACUUGAGUACCCUGGACGUUGCUGAUUGGUUCGCCUGACGAGCUGCGAUUUUGAUUCCAGUCAGGUGGUCCGAAAGGGUGUAACUCUACAGCCGAGGUCUACUUAGCUACGAGUGCACAUGCCCUGUUAGUCGAUAUUUUUCAGCGCUAACUGUGUGCUGAGAACGUGGCAAGAUUUUCACGUGUUCACGCGAUUUUUCUGUGGCCUACACCGUGAAGCGAAACUGCAAGCAAUUAAAAUGGAGGCCAUUUACUCAAGAAACCAGCUACCUGGGCUUGACGUGAGAAUAUUACGUGCACAUCCCGCGCACGUGGUCCCGCCAUGCGAGUAAAAGUCCCAUUUUGAUUUAUCGGCAUAGAAGGCGCCAUCGCCAGCAUUUCAUCGGUUUGCAAAUUCACGUGCAUAAAUAUGCGGUGGUUAGGCCUCCGAGUUACUCUAAACUUACACGGACGUCGAGGGUUCGCGGGGAACUGCGCACUACGGAGGGAUAUGCUCACAUACUCGUGCCGAAGGCAAGCGCGUCUUCUUUAACAUAUUAAAUUUAUAACGACCGUCUUUCGCUUUUGAUAAAUAGGCUACUUAAUUUCUGCCUUAUUUUAAGACUAAUCUUUCCGUUGUGUUUGCGUCUAGGAUCUCUAAUAUACGCGCCGUGUCCUUCUUAAGCCGAAACUUUGUCUUUUUGCGUCACUAUGAAGAGGUUCUCUGAUUCUCAUAGAACCUCGGAUUUUGUAUGAUACAAACAACAAUAGGAGACGUUCAUACCAUAAGUAACCGACCUCAUGAAACGCUAACAAAAAUGCCGCAAUGUGUUUUUGAUGAGAGAGGCUGCGUUGAUGGGGCUGCGAUACUAAUUAUCGUGCGGAACAAUCAAGAGUCCUUUCAGCGACAUCAGGCCCAUAAAAUUUAGCAGUAGACACUUCAUAAGGAUCAUCUAUAAAUAGACAGACACAACGCCAUAUGAACAGACUUUCCAGACUUUUAUUAACUUCCCAAGUACAAACUUUUCAAAUAUUGCAAGCUAGUCUUUCCUUGGGCAGAACAUUUGAGGGAGACGUAAGUUAAUGGAGAAUGAGCAUGGGAAACCGUGUUCCUGCAUAUCUUUUAUUAAAUAUACUUGAAAUUGAAUGCAAAGGAAAUACACUAGUUGAAGUUCUACUGUAAGUCUUGGUGGAUGUGACAGAAAUUACACGGACAUCGAAAGCUAAUGGAAGGAAUGUGUAAUGAAUAAGUGAUCAUUCAUGAUAAACAGGAUUUUUAUGGAUGAUUAAAGGACCAGGACCAGGUUUAAGGCUAGAUUCCAAGUUCACGGUUAGAUGAAUGAGGAUCAAGUUUAGGGUUAAGGUACGGGCUACUGUCACUGUAGAGUCAAGAUUUAUGGUAGGGUUAGGGUCAAUAGUAGAGCAACGGUUUGUUUUAUACCAGGGUUACUGUUGGUUUAAGAGUGCAGGAAUAUUUUGCUCCCGCAGGAAUUAUGCCUAUGUCCACCUUUACAACUUGGGCGGAUCGUACCUAUUCCCAGGUCCUGUUUAGGGGGCCACAUAAGUCAGUCCUGCCGAAACCUCCUUCGAGAAGUCUUUUUUGUUUAAAGUCAUAACUGUAGACUAAAUUUCUCAUUUUGCCGGUCGAGGUCGGGCUAUUUCUUCUGAUUUGCGUUUGUUUACUUCUUCUCCUUCUCCUCCUUCUUCUUUCCCCUUUUCUUCUUCUUCUUCUUCCUCCUCUUUUUUUCUUCUUCUUCUUCCUCUUCUUCUUCGUCGUCUUCUUCUUCUUCCUUUUCUUCUUCUUCCUUCUCUCUUUCUUUUCUUCUUUUUCUUCUUUUUCUUCCUUUUCUUCUUUCUGUUUGUCUUUUUCGCCUGUCUGCUAGUAAGUCUGUGUUAGACUACUGCCUGGGCAUAUCCGUUUUCGCUACGGUAAGUGGAAGUCAAACCGUACUCCCUCUUCUUCUUCCUCCCCCCUCCUCUUUUUCUUCUUAUUCUUCUUCUUCUUCUUCCUCCUCUUUCUGUUUGGGUAAGGAUCGGGUUAAGGCCCCCAAACAUCUGUAGCAUGCAAACAAUACCUACUUACUGAAGUGAAUUUAAAUCCGACACGAUUACUUCGGUUUGGUGUUUCAUCGUACAAGGUUAGGUCGCCUGUUGUUGACGGUCAGGUGUAUUAUCUACGACGACCUCAGCUCAGAGAGUUGAGAAGCGAUCGUUGUAGACACCUAAUGUUUAUUUUUCAAUUGUCCUGCUUAAUUGUGGUUGCUGCAUGUUAAUGCAUUAAAACUUUUCCGACUGGAAAAACAAAUCUACCUGAUACCUAUACUUAUUUAGCCAUUCCUCUAUGCACACAUAGGUUCCGUCCGUAAAAUCCCUAUUGCCACAUUUCCCGUAAGACGGGCAUCUUUGGCUGGUCGUUUGUGUUUGGGGGCCUUCUCCCGAUCGUUGCCUCUGUUUGUCUUUUUAGCCUGUCUGCUGGUAAGUCUGUGUUAGACUACUGCCUGGGCAUAUCCGUGUUCGCUACAUUAAGGGGAAGUCGAAACGCACUCCCACCUCUUCUUCUUCCCCCUCCUCAUUUUCUUCUUCUUCUUCUUUCUCCCCUUUUUCUUCUUCUUCUUCUUUUUCCUCCUCCUCAUUUUCUUCUUCUUCUUCGUCUUCUUCUUCUUCUUCUUCUUCUUCUUUCUCUUAUUUUUCUUCCUCCUCUUCUACUUCUUCCUCUUUUUUCUUCUUCCUCUUCAUUUUCUUCUUCUUCUUCUUCUUCCUCCUCAGUUUCCUCUUCUUCUUCUUCUUCUUCUUCUUCUUCUUCUUUUUCGUCUUUUUCUUCUCACUCUUCUUUUUCUUCUUCGUCUACUUCUACUUCUUCUUCUUCUUCCUCCUCCUCUUUUUCCCCUUCUUCUUCUUCUUCUUCUUCUUCUUCUUCUUCUUCUUCUUCCUCCUCUUUCUGUUUGUCUUUUUUCGCCGCUCUGCUAG
Spirometra erinaceieuropaei is the source of this 13832-nucleotide messenger RNA. Lineage: Eukaryota; Metazoa; Platyhelminthes; Cestoda; Diphyllobothriidea; Diphyllobothriidae. The record is from the annotation of a GenBank genome assembly.